This is a messenger RNA of Gambusia affinis (western mosquitofish), 2601 nucleotides long. RefSeq names its product protein starmaker-like. Bases 77 to 2107 code for a protein of 676 amino acids. The transcript has 10 exons. NCBI's taxonomy places the organism in Eukaryota, Metazoa, Chordata, Actinopteri, Cyprinodontiformes, Poeciliidae. The record is from RefSeq and is a predicted model, not a curated record.
AUGGUUAUGGUCCCUCCCCCUCAAAGGAUCGCUCUUAAUCCCUGAUAAUCUGCUCAUCUAAGGAGCUCAGCCAGUCAUGGCUGCACCAGGGGAGAAUUUGCUUUCAGUUGAGCGUCUUACCAGCAUGGAUCAAAAUACUUUUACCAAACAAAGAGAGCUCUUUAUAAAGAAAAGCAGAGGGAUGCAACUUCAGCAGCGUCUGCAGGAGCUGAAGGAGAGAGAGCGCAGAGCCCAGCAGCACAACAGGCAGCUUCUCCUGCAGUUUGAGAGAGCCCAGGAGACACUGAAGGAGAUGCUGGCCUGCAACGCUGCCAUGAAAACUAUACGGAUGGAGUACGAGCGGUACCUGGAGGAAAAACUCCCCUGCUGGCAGCAGCAGCUUCAGGAGAAAACUGAGGCCUCUCACAAGAAGAGAAUGGAAGAUUGUUUGAAGUCUUAUCUACAGCAAAGUAAAGAUCAAGUCUCAACAGCAACACUUGAUGAGCCUCUGAUUUCACAAGAUCCUUCCAUGAAGGCUCUAAAAGUUGAUGCUCCUCAAACGUUUCCCACCGAAGGAAGCUCUGCUUAUAGCCGAGAUCGUUCCUCCUGUUAUCCCCAUCAGGAGUCUUCCUGGUUAACCCAAGCUGGGAUGCCUCCAGGGUUCCUCCAAACACCUUUUCAAUCCCAGAGUCCUUCACCUUUCCCUCCACCCAGCUCCCCAUAUCCUCACCCGCCUCUGCUGCAACACCUCACCUACCCAUCAGAUCACCGUCAGCUGUGGGUCAGAUCUGAAGCUGUCGGCCGCCCUCCUGAACGCUACAGUCACCCCUGCUCUGAUGGGAUCGCUGUGGGAUCUGCAGGUCAGCUCCACACCCAUGACCCGCCAGCGUCGAGUGUUUCUCGAAUUGUAGAGCGAGAAACUGAGACGAGCGCAGCAGAUUCAAAGAGGGUGAGAGGUGGUGGAGGCGGAAGGUGUUUGUCCUCUGAGCUCGACAUUAAACCAGUCCGUCUCUCUAGUGGACACGUGGAAAGCAGUGAGAGCGGCAGAGAUUCCAGUUUGACCAGCAGAGAGAAGAAGAAAAGAGAGAAGAAAGGAAGAACAGAGGCUUCGUCCUCAGAGUCAGAAAGAUCUGGUUCUCAGAGGACAUCCAGGACCUCCAGUGAGGUUGUCGCUGCCUCCUGCGCCGUCGCCCUGGACUCAGAAACAAACUGCUCCUCUGUGGAAGGAAGCACAACAAGCAGGAGGUCAGAGCGAGGCCAGGGGGUCAACACUGGGUCACCACCGUCUGAGAAGGAGGCAGAGGAGCUUAGCAGGAGUGAGGAAGAGGAGCAGACUGAUAGCUUGAGUGAACAAACGAGAAGUCCAACUCAAGACAAUAAAUCAGGAAGCUGUAGAGGAGAUGAUGAUCUAGCAAAAAGUCAAAAUAGUGAUGAUGAGGAAGUUUACAGCUCCGAGCAAAGCGUCGCAGAAGAAAAGGAUGAAGAAGAAAGAAAGAAAAACCAAAGCUGUGGAGAUGAAGAGACUGAGAAGGAGGUGAAAAGUAAAGAGGGCGGUGAUGUUGAGGAAGACGAUGAGGAGAGCAACGAUGAGGUUCCUUCAAAUAGGAAUCAAAAGGAGGAUAAGGAUGUGGAAGAAGACAAAGAUCAGUCAGAAAAACUGGAGAAUGAAGACAGAGAUGACAGGGAGAAGGAUUCUGACUCCUCACAGGAUGAAGAUGAGGAAGAGAGAGAAGGUAGUGAGAGGAUAGAAGAGGAGGAGGAGGAGUCAAGCGAAGAGGAAGACCAACCCAGGAGUGAAGAAGCAGGAGACUCUGAGGACAGCAUCAUCUGUCCGCAGGAAAACAGGUCCAAACAGAUGAAGAACAUUCCAGAGGAAGCAGCUGAAGACGAGGGAGAGGGGAGCGACACUCGGUCCUCAGACAAUAAGUCAAAAGAACCAAGUGAUGAAGAAGACAUUGAGAAUCUUCUGGCACCUCAAAAGCCAAUAAACAAAAAACAAAAUGCUGUGAAAACCAAAGAGAAGCCCAAAGCCACAUGUCUCAACUUGGGCAUCUUUCAAGUGACGGAGGACAGAGCGAAGACGGGCCAUAAAAGCGACUCGGACGAGUCUGAUCACUUUUAUGACUAAAUGUGACAUGGUGGACACCAUGAAAUUCCUCCAAAUAGCAACUAUGCAGUAGAGAAAGAGAGGAAAGCACCAGAUCUCUGAUGACCUCAGCAGGUCGGACAACACUGAUGGGGUCACUGCAUCACCAUGGCGCUGCAUUGAGGUGUUGGGGAAGCCCAGGUUGAUUCAUCAGCAGGUUUCACUGUUUAGGUUGUGAAGUCUCUGCCUCUCCUUGUUCUCCAAACGUAACGACAGUUACGACUCUUGAAGCUCUGCAUCCACCCACAGUCCGCAGUUUGUGAAUCUUUGGUGAUUCCUUUUGCAUGUCCACUUUUUUCCUUCCACCCAACUUUCCAUUGUUUUUUUUCCUUCUUGAACUGAAUAAAUACUUUUAAACUUAAAUAUACUGCUUUGAUAUACACUUGCAUCUUUCACAUUAUUUUCUUCUUUGUGUGCUCUAUUUUAUUCUUCAUACAUUUAAUGUCUGUAUGCUGAAACCACUCAACAUAAAUUCA